Molecule: messenger RNA, 2260 nt
Organism: Vitis vinifera (wine grape)
Lineage: Eukaryota; Viridiplantae; Streptophyta; Magnoliopsida; Vitales; Vitaceae
Product: pentatricopeptide repeat-containing protein At3g48250, chloroplastic
Exons: 1
Coding region: 127-2022 (631 amino acids)
Biological process (GO): RNA splicing
Molecular function (GO): protein binding
Source: RefSeq, a predicted model, not a curated record
UUGUGAACCCAUGUAGCAAAUACCCGGGUUGGGUCAAGAAACGACCUUUACAGCUCAAGCCUUAAAUCCUCCAAAAACCCCGUGCCCUAGGGUUGGUUUCUGCAACAGCAGAGUUUCUAAGCAGCCAUGAACCGAGCCAAGGCAAUUCUGUUCUCCAUCAGAUUCACCAACUCAUUUCGCUCGACUCAGUUUCGAAGAGCAAGCUCACUGUGCUAUCAGGUGACUCAGUCCUCUCGUUUCUCUCCAUCUUUCUCAAAUCAAUCUUAUACUUCUGCUUUUCCUUACAUCCUUUACGGAAAACUGUUCUUUUCAUCAAAGCCAAACUCGAUUGUAGAGCUUGUUUUGGAAAACGAUUGGUCAGACGAGUUAGAGAGCGAGUUAGAAAAAUCCAGUUCAGUGUUGACACACGAAACUGUUAUCUACGUCCUUAAGAAACUCGACAAAGACCCACAAAGGACUUGGAAUUUCUUCAAUUGGGUCACCGAGAAAAAUGGGUUUAGACCCAGUUCUGCUAUGUAUAGCUUAAUUCUUAGAAGUUUGGUUCACGGGGAGUCUAUGAAGCAGUUUUGGGUGACAAUUAGGAAAAUGAAAGAGCAAGGGUUUUGUAUCGAUAAGGAGACAUAUUUAACGAUAUUAGGGGUUUUUAAGAAGGGAAAGAUGGCUAGUGAAGAAGUGGCUUUGACCCACUUCUAUAAUAGGAUGGUUCAAGAGAAUGCAAUGGAUGAGGUUGUUAAGAAGGUGGUUGAACUGGUUACAAUGUCCGUCUGGAGCAGUGAGGUUGAGAAAAAACUGGGGGAGUUAAAGAAUUCUUUUUCAGAUAAUUUUGUGUUGCAUGUGUUGAGGGAACUAAGAGGAUACCCCUUAAAGGCUUUAAGGUUUUUCCAGUGGGUUGGUGAAUGUCCGGGUUAUGAACACAGUAGCAUUACUUACAAUGUGAUUGCAAGGGUUCUUGGCCGGGAUGAUUCGAUAGGGGAGUUUUGGAGCAUGGUUGAGGAAAUGAAGAGUAAGGGUCAUGAGAUGGAUAUUGAUACUUACAUAAAGAUAUCGAGACAGUUUCAGAAGAACAAGAUGCUUGAGGAUGCAGUGAAGCUUUAUGAGAUUAUGAUGGAUGGGCCAUAUAAGCCCUCAGUUCAGGAUUGCACCAUGCUUUUACGGAGCAUCUCAUUGAGUAGUAAUCCGGAUUUAGCUUUGGUUUUUAGAGUCACGGAGAAAUAUGAGGCUGUGGGUAAUUCCCUUUGUAAGGCUGUCUAUGAUGGGAUUCAUAGGUCCUUGACAAGUGUGGGAAGGUUUGAUGAAGCAGGUAAGAUUAUGGAGUCCAUGAGAAGUGCUGGCUGUGAACCCGACAACAUCACAUACAGCCAACUGGUUUAUGGACUUUGUAAAGCAAGGAAGCUAGAAGAAGCAUGUAAGUUGCUGGAUGAAAUGGAGGCAUGUGGAUGUGUUCCUGAUAUCAAGACUUGGACUAUUUUGAUUCAAGGGCACUGUGCAGCCAAGGAGGUUGAUAAGGCAUUAAUUUGUUUUGCAAAGAUGAUGGAAAAAAACUGUGAUGCUGAUGCUGAUCUCUUGGAGGUUUUAAUAAAUGGUUUUCUUAGCCAGAAAAGGAUAGAUGGUGCUUACAAAUUGCUCGUGGAAAUGGUGAAUACGGCUCAUUUAGUACCCUGGCAAGCUACGUAUAAACUCAUGAUCAAUAAGCUUUUAGGGGUAAGGAAACUAGAAGAAGCAAUAAACCUUCUUCAUCUAAUGAAGAAACAAAACUACCCACCUUUCCCAGAACCUUUUAUUGAAUAUAUUUCAAAGUUUGGAACAGUGGAGGAUGCUGGGGAAUUCUUGAACGCAUUGAGUGCAAAGAAAUAUCCAUCCCAAUCAGCUUAUGUUCAUGUUUUUGAAUCGUUUUUUCAGGAAGGCAGAGAGUCUGAAGCCAAGGAUCUGCUCUAUAAGUGCCCUCAUCAUAUUCGUAAGCAUCCAGACAUUUGCAAACUUUUUGGGUCUGCAAAGAGUGAGUAUGCUACUGAAAAGAGGUAGUAUGUUGGUGAUUUGGGCAGUUUUGUAGCGUGAGCUGUAAAGCAAAAGCUUUAGUGCGGUUGUUAUAAUUCUCAGACAAUAUCUAUAUGGAGGGUAUUUGCUUUGUUCCUCUUUGUUUCUACUUAUUAACUGACACAAACAAAGAGUUGUAUGGCCAAUCAUCAACACACACAAUACAAAUCUGUUCAUUAAAUGACCCCUAAAUGUGGAGGAUAGUGAACAGUUUAUUAGCCAUUUA